Messenger RNA from Daphnia magna, 1945 nucleotides. RefSeq lists its product as uncharacterized. NCBI's taxonomy places the organism in Eukaryota, Metazoa, Arthropoda, Branchiopoda, Diplostraca, Daphniidae. The record is from RefSeq and is a predicted model, not a curated record. The transcript has 3 exons. Bases 514 to 1776 code for a protein of 420 amino acids.
AAAAUCCGACUUUCAGAAAUCUGGCAACGCAUGCGUUUUGUAGUCGUUUUCCGUUUACAUGGCAAAGGCCAUAAGAAAUUUAAGUGUCUUUAACAAAAUAUACGUAACUCGUUCAAUUCGCAAUAUUUCUUCACAAAAAUUCCACAGUGCUCUAGGCGAUUCUCGGCAUGGCCGAGUUGGACGAUAGCCUAGACCAAGUUCCUUUUAAGUUUUCUGCUUAUUCAUUAGACCAAACUGCUGAUCAAAAGAAAAGUUACGCCUCAAAGCUUCAACGCAAUGGCGUGAAUGACUGUCCAUGGGGCAUUGACGAGAAAUACUUUAUUGUUGGUGAUCAAGAUCUUCGCCAACUACAGAGAAGUUUACCCAACAUAGCCAAAUACGACCUAAUUGAUUACCUUUAUGUAACAAAAAGUCGACAUGAUGGCAACAGAACUGAGAAUUUGAAGAGUAUGCUAAGCUACAAGAAGUUUCAAGAUGGAUAUGUUCUGUACAAGGCCUUGCAUAAACUGAAGGAUGGCAAGGAAAUCGUUUUGGGCAAAACCGAAAAUCAUUGGCAUUCCAUCCGUUGCAGAUUCAACCGGUAUUUCGCAAAAGAACGCAGUAAUUGAAAUGCUAGAUGAUUGGCAACUAAAACAAGACGUCGCCGCUUUAGUUUUUGAUACCACUUCUAGUAAUACUGGCAUUCGAAAUGGUUGCGCCAGUUUAAUUGAAAAGGAUCUGAAUCGCCCUCUUCUUUGGCUGGCCUGUCGUCAUCACAUGUACGAGGUUCACAUAAAAAAUAUUUGGAAAGCCGUCUCCGGUAACACAGUUGGCCCAGAGGAGUUGCUUUUUAAGCGGUUUCAGAGUGACUGGGAGAAUAUCGAUCACUAUCUUAACGACGUAACUCUAUUUCAAUGGCCUGGGACCAUGGAUGACAACGGGAAACCAAUUACAUCAAUGAUAGCAUCAACUGCAACAGAAGUUCUUAAAUGGGCGAAGGAUUGUUAUUCGACUAGUGUGUUUCCUAGGGCCGAUUAUGAAGAACUGCUAGAGUUAACGAUUCUUUUUCUUGGCGGUGACGUGACGAUUAUAUUAAGGAAACCGGGAGCGCUCCAUCAUGCCCGGUUUAUGAGUAAGGCCAUUUAUUUCCUAAAAAUGUGUUUGCUGUCAACUCGUCUUGAACUUACAGACAAAGAGCUAGAUCAAAUAACCCGGAUGGAAAAUUUCAUCGCACUUUUUUAUGCUAAAUCUUUCCUUCGAUCUAGAUUGGCCCUUAUUGCCCCAACGGACGAUUUGUUGUUCCUGGGGUCAAUGAUAUGGUUCAGAGACGAUGACGAAGUAAUAGCAAAUGCAGCGAUUGAAUCUUGUCUCCGCCAUCAAUGGUAUUUUACAGAAGCCUUAGUUGUGUUUGCAAUUUUCAACGAGCAUUUAUCGGAGUUUACUCGGUCAAUACUAGCUCGAAAGUUGUGGGAAACACCCAGACCAAAGGAGUUCAUUGUGGGAAAACCAAAAUUUCCGAUUAAAUCCAUUGACGACAUGCCUCUUUUACAUUCACUCAUAGGCCCGAACUUAUGGCUACUUUUUCAUGUUAUGAGACUUCAUGCUAGUCAAACAGAUUGGUUGCAGCUUCCAUUAAAGUAUUGGGAGCGGAUGACUGAUUAUCGUGAAAUUAGGGAUUUCGUUCGACAGUUAGAAGUCGUAAAUGACUGCGCAGAACGCGGAAUAAAAUUGAUUUCUGAUUUUAAAGACAUUUGCCAAUCCGAGGAACAGCAGGCUUUUUUUAUUUCAAGUUGUUGAAAAUCAUAGAGUAUCAAUGGCGUCCCUGAAGAAGUCUGAUCUUGAUCGCUUAUGAAUUUAUUCUGUUUUUUAUGUUAUUGAUUAUCGAGCGGUGUUAUUUGAAUAUUCAUGAACUGAAUAGUCUUUUUGUCAAAAAUUAACUCAGGGAAAAAUAAAUUUAUCUCAUCAA